AUGGAGCCGUCCAGUGCACCUGGUGCUGAUCUGUCCGAUCUUUACUCCGUGAUCCCUUUCAAUGUUACCUUCCCGGACGAUGCGAUGGGAUUCGUGCCAGACGGUAGAAAUUACACAGAGCAAAACCCCGUUAAGAGCCCAGCAGGGAUCAUUAUGGCCAUCUCCAUCACGGCUCUCUACUCUGUGAUAUGCGUAGUUGGACUGCUUGGGAACAUCCUUGUAAUGUAUGGUGUGGUGAGAUACACCAAGAUGAAAACCGCAACCAACAUUUACAUCUUUAACCUGGCUUUAGCCGACGCUCUGGCAACAAGCACACUACCCUUCCAGAGUGCCAAGUAUCUGAUGAACACCUGGCCAUUUGGUGAACUCAUGUGCAAAGUGGUCAUUGCUAUUGAUUACUACAACAUGUUCACCAGCAUCUUCACCCUCACGAUGAUGAGUGUGGACCGUUACAUCGCCGUGUGCCACCCCGUUAGGGCUCUUGAGUUCCGCACACCCCUCAAGGCCAAAAUCAUCAACGUUUGUGUCUGGAUCCUCUCCUCCGCCAUUGGCGUUCCCAUUAUGAUCAUGGCAGUUACCAAGGUGACAGACCAAGGCAAGACGUUCUGCAUGCUGAAGUUUCCAGACCCAGACUGGUACUGGGACACAGUGACCAAGAUCUGUGUGUUCAUCUUCGCCUUUGUGGUGCCAGUUUUAGUUAUCACCAUCUGCUACGGUCUGAUGAUCUUACGCCUGAGGAGUGUCCGACUCCUGUCUGGGUCCAAAGAGAAGGACAGGAACAUGCGCCGAAUCACGCGUAUGGUCUUAGUGGUGGUAGCAGCUUUCAUUAUUUGCUGGACGCCCAUUCACAUCUUCAUAAUCAUCAAAACCCUGGUGGACAUCGACCAAAAGAAUCCUUUCGUCAUUGCCAGCUGGCACCUGUGCAUUGCGUUGGGGUACACCAACAGCAGUUUAAACCCCGUUCUCUACGCCUUCUUGGAUGAGAACUUCAAGAGGUGCUUUAGGGACUUCUGCCUACCCUUCCGCACCCGGGCAGACAGGAACAGCUUGUCCAGAGCCCGGAAUGCGACCCGUGAGCCUGUGUCGGUCUGCGCACCAUCAGAGGCUGAGAAGAAGCCGGUAUGA
Molecule: messenger RNA, 1125 nt
Organism: Chanos chanos (milkfish)
Lineage: Eukaryota; Metazoa; Chordata; Actinopteri; Gonorynchiformes; Chanidae
Gene: oprd1a
Product: opioid receptor, delta 1a
Exons: 3
Coding region: 1-1125 (374 amino acids)
Biological process (GO): G protein-coupled opioid receptor signaling pathway; neuropeptide signaling pathway
Cellular component (GO): neuron projection; plasma membrane
Molecular function (GO): neuropeptide binding; G protein-coupled enkephalin receptor activity
Source: RefSeq, a predicted model, not a curated record